AUGUGCCGUUGGGCGGUCCACCCGUCGGACGUGGUGCCACCGCUGGCCGGUGCGCGGCUGGUGGCGGCGGUGGCUUGCGAGCCGAGGCGGAGCGCCGACGGCGAUGCGGUCGCAGCUGCGGCCAUCGACUGCAGCCUGUGCAUGCUGGGUGGCGGCGGAUGGGACGCCGAUGCAAGCGGGGGCUGGGAUGCUGAUCGAGUGGCAGCGUACAUGGCUGCCAUGGUGGAUGCCGCGCCCGGGGCGGCGGUCGACCUCCCGCUCGGCGAGCCGCAGACCGAGGUGGAGGUUCUAGCCCAGCGGGAUGCCGUGGCCAGACCGCUCAUUGAUGCCGAGAACGACGGGCAUAAUGAGCGCGAAGAAUGCCACCAGCGGCGUGUGCAUCUGCUGAGGGUACUCGUUUCUAAGCGGCCGGAUAAGGACGCCGAGCUCGCCGAGCUGGUGACGCUCGAGCGCGCGGGCGAUGCCGCCGCCACGGUCGUCUAUGUCCCGCUUUGCCCCACUGACGCCGUCCCGUUCUACUACCCACGGGCGGUGUGGUGGCGGAUUGACUAUGCAGCACUGGCGGCGGGAGCGAGCGACAGCAAUGAUGACGAUGGCGAGGGCGUGCUACGUGGCGAGAUCGAGGUCCGCGCGGCGUUUGCGGCACCCGACGCUGCGGCGGCGUUCAGCAAACACGGGCCGUUUCUGGCCAAGAAGGCUGUCUCGUUUGCCAACGGAACGCAAGUCGGGCGCAAGAAAAAGUACAUCUUUGACACGGUGGUCCCACGGAGCGUGUACUCUGCGCGGCGGGCUGAGAUCAAGGAGCGGUAUGCACAGGCGCUGAUGGACGGAUGGGCCGAGGCCACUGAUCCGGGCAAGCACGUGUUCGAGGACGUGUCAAUCGCGGCGUACAUGGUGUGCUUGGUGGAAGCGCUCCGCAGCCGCGGUGCGCCCGCCACUGACGUCGACAUCAUUGAUCUUGGCUGCGGCAACGGCGUUCUCGUUCACUUGCUAGUCGAGGAGGGAGUGCGGGUGGUCGGCGUUGACUGCCAGGUCCGCAAGUCGUGGACGGCGCCGAGCCUGUUUUCGUCGGCGGCGCAGGCAUCGCUGAUGCACAAGGUGCUACAGCCGAGCUCGAUGGAGCUCACCGAGCUCGGGGUCACCUCGGCGCUCCUGCUGCUCGGGAACCACGCCGACGAGCUCUCGCCGUGGAUUCCGUUCCUUGCGCGCGACUGGGGCGUUCCGCACUUUGCGCUCAUUCCUUGCUGCACCCAUACCUUUGAUGGGCGAUUCACCCGCCGCGAUCCGGACAAGGGCCGGUACGCCACCUACUGUGAGUGGCUGGUGAACGUUGCCCACGCCGCUGGUUUUGAUCUUGUGCGCGAGCACAUGCGGCUGCCAUCAACCAAGAACGUGGUCAUGCUCGACGCUGGAGUCGUGGAUCCCACCUCGGACGCCGCCUCCAUUCUUCGCGCUGCUGACGCUGAUGCCGAGCUCCUCGAGCGGAUCCGCGCCGACCAUGCCGCCGCCCAGUUUGCGCCGCGCAAGCCGGUCGGCUCGCUCACCUUUGACCCGCCGAGCUGA
Molecule: messenger RNA, 1563 nt
Organism: Thecamonas trahens ATCC 50062
Lineage: Eukaryota; Apusomonadida; Apusomonadidae
Exons: 1
Coding region: 1-1563 (520 amino acids)
Biological process (GO): tRNA methylation
Molecular function (GO): tRNA (uridine) methyltransferase activity
Source: RefSeq, a predicted model, not a curated record